UGUCGCUAUCUCAUUACUUGAGAUGAUACAGCUACCGUCCAGGAGGAAUGAUUCUGGGCCGCUGCCCCCGUUUGAAAGGUAUGACCCUGUGCCACUUCCAGUAAUUUGCGACGGUUUGAAAGCAACAAUAUCUCCGAAGAGCACGGCGCUUCUUAGCGUGUUACUUGAUCGAUUGGAUGGCCUAGUCAAUACUAAGGAUUUGGAGAGUGCAGACAUCAUCUUUGCACAGCAAAGUAUAAUGGAAACUUUAUUGCACUUCACUCAGAGUCCUUCGCAAUUGCAGAUCGAUGUACUGGUGAAAUUAAUCCAAGCACUUGCGCUUGUCGCCAACCUUGCUCCUCUGUCUACGGAUUCAAUAUUACACCACCUCAUGCCAAUCGUGAUAUCCACCGGUAGCUUCCUUUCUCCACGUGAUGAUGUGUAUAGCGUUAAAGUCGGGGAAAAGUAUUCCAGAAAGGAAGAGCUUUUCAUGGCGGAAUUCAUGGUCCCGGUUUGCCUCCUGCUAGUAGAAAUUGACACACCAUCCGAUGGAAACAACAGACGACAAGAAAGUAGAACUGAUCUCGCUGUGCAGAUUCUCCGCUCUCAACCUUUCGAAUCCCGCAUGAUUAGGAUAUCAGACCUUUUAGAGGCAAUAGUUCUCGAGAUUUUGUCCCAUCCUCCACAGGAUUCCACAUUCAUUGCAUCUCUAAGAGAGGAUUCAAAUGUCGGAGUCGACAUCCGGACAACAAACAUUAUCGAACUGGUAGACAAGGUAUUGCACCUUUCGAACGAUACAACGCGACCAGAGCCUACGGAAGCAUCUCAACGCAUACUUUCCGCUCUCCUUCGACUCCUUGCUAAUGUGAACUCACGUCCCUCCACGAUCGAGUUGCAGAGUUUACGAGAGCUCCUUGUCACGACGUUGUCCAGCGCGCUCCGAGUAGUUUCGGCACCCACAAUGAUCUCUACAUGUAUCCAGCUGUUAAGGACUCACGACAAUGAGCUCCAAAUCGAACUUUACAAGCUCAUUUCCAGUCGUGUCCAGGAUAUCGAUUUACAAAUCAGAGAAAGUUUGACGGCCGAUAUGCGGUUGAUUAUAGUUAAUAUCAAGGAAACUCUUGCCACGUCACAAGAUGGACAUUUAUGCACUGCAGCUUUGAUGGCGUUGACAACGUUAGCCCGGUCAUCAUGUCCUCCAGAGCUAUCUACCCUCACGGAGGUCGUUCCCGCCGUCAUCGACAAACUUUUAAUCUCUCCUAGAACCUCUAUAAGUGCAUUGGAAUCCUUAUGGUACGUCCUUUUACACCUCAGGCUGGCUAUUGUUGCCGAGGAUGUCGCAGCAAUCGCUAGCUUACUGCUCAUUCUCCUCGAAUCCACUUCCUCAUUCUGGACAUCCAUAGAUUCCCAACACCUAAUCUCCUUUUGCAUUAAUUCUGCUAGAAUUAUCGACCCGGACAAUGCAGUCAGCAGUUUGGGGAAGUUUGCCUCAAAGAGGCUUCCCACGAGUACAUUACUCGCUGCUAUCGUCGAUCUGUGGAAAAAUAGAAAGGAAAACCUUUUGCAUGGAGUGGACGCGAAUGAACAACUUUUCAGUCUAUUGCGACAAGUUAUCAAAGCUGGAGAUAGGGUAGGUGAAUGGAACAACUGGAUUGGGAGUCAGACUACUAACAUAAACAAGGUCUCCAUCGCCGAUGGAGCGCCUUCAAUCCAAGCAUUUCUCGAAUUGGUUGUCAAGCUUAACGAGACCUCGUUCAAGCCACUAUACCGCAUUUUAUUCGAUUGGGCAUGGUACAUUGGGGAUGGCCUUGAUGGCCUUUAUGAAUUCAGAGCCCGAGCAUUUUGCCAGGUGAUGAAGUCUCUAACAAGUCUUCUGAAGGCCUUAAUUACGCCAUACUUGAGUAACCUUCUUGAAAUUUCACCUGAAAUAUUGUCACGAUGGACCGAGACGGCGGGGUUAACCAACUUCGAACUAUGGAAGAGUUUCCUGCAAUUAUUGGUCCAAACUACUACUAUAGAUGAUAAUGGACUAUGGCGGGACGAGCAUAUACGAAAACUUAUACCAUCACUUGUCCAACAAAUACGGUUUAUAGCAUCGUGGCAACGACCCUGGAUGCUAGAUCAAGUUUGUGAAGUUUUCGGUGCCGUAGGCAUUACUAUCCACGACAUCACGCUUCUGAGGAUGUUACUGAUCGAGACUCUAUUGAUCACUCGAGAGGACGAAGCAGCGAUCCAGAAGUGCGCAUUAGAGUGUGUUCACUCCCUCUGGCUCGCGAAUAGCCACAGGACGAGCAGUUGGAAAGUUGAAAUCAUGCCAUUCCUUCAUGAAUGUGCAGAAGCCGAGAAUGAUGAG
Molecule: messenger RNA, 2332 nt
Organism: Acaulospora colombiana
Lineage: Eukaryota; Fungi; Glomeromycota; Glomeromycetes; Diversisporales; Acaulosporaceae
Source: the annotation of a GenBank genome assembly